AUGAGUUCGCGCUUCACUAGGUCCCACUGUCCCGUCGAAGAAGGUUCCUCGGAAAAAGAUGACGAAAGCGAUGAAGCGGAAGAAGAUAACAACGGAGAGGAAGAAGAAGAGGGUCACGAAGCGGCGUCUGAUGAGAGUGGUGAAGACGAGGAUAAAGAAGAAGAAGGGUCUGACGAGAGCGGAGAGGACGACGGAGAAGCUGAAAAAGUAGAAGAAGAGGAAGAGAGUGUAGAGAAGCGUUCAGCUGAAGAUGCAGAAGAUGAUGAUGAUGAUGAUGAUGAUGAGGAUGAUGAUGAUGAGAACGAUGAUGAUGAUAAUGAAGAUGAAGAUGAUGAUGAUGAUGAUGAUGAUGAUAAAGAUGAUGAUGAUGAUGAUGAUGAGAACGAUGAUGACGGCGACAAAGAAGACGAGGAAAAAGGAGAAGGUGAAAAUGAUGAAGGAGAUGAGGGCGAAGAAGGAGAAAAGGAAGAAGGGGAAGAAAUAACUUCAGACGAGAGCGGAGAAGAUGACGAUGACGAUGAAGAUGGUUCCGAUGAAAGCACCGAAGACGAUGGUAAGGAGAAACGUGAUGCAGGUGACGAAGCAGUCGAAGCUGAAGAAGAAGCGGGUGAUAUUGAAGAAUCAGGCCCAGAUCCGUCAGUUGAUGAGAUAUCAGAACUAGAAGAACUCUUCAGUGGAAAUCUGACAGAAAAUGAAGAAGUACCAGAAGUGGAAGGAGAAGUACCAGAGACUGCAACCGAAAUUACGGAACCAAUUGAAGCUCCUGUGAAACGGUCCGCUGAAGAAGAUGAAAGUGCUGCUGAGGAAGAAGAUGGUGAUGAAGUGAAAGAUGAAGAUGAAGAAGAGGAAGGAGAAGAAGAAGAAGAAGAUGAAGCAAAAGAAGAUGAAGCAGAAGAGGAUGAAAAAGGCGAAGAGGAAGAAGAAGGGCAUGAGGCGGCAUCAGAUGAGAGCGGAGAAGAUGAAGACAAAGAAGAAGAAGGGUCAGACGAAAGUGCUGAAGACGAAGGCGGAGAUGAUGAAGGUGAAGAGGAUAAAGAUGAAGUGGAAAAACGUUCUGCAGAAGAUGUCCAAGAAGAAGAAGAAGAAGAAGAAAGCACUGAUGAAGGAGAAAAUGACGAAGAUGAAAGUGAUGAAGGAGAAAGUGAAGAAGAAGCAAAAGAGGAUGAGGAAGGCGAGGAGGAAGAAGAAGGACAUGAAACUGCAUCCGAUGAAAGCGGAGAAGAUAAGGAUGAAGAAGAAGAAGGGUCAGACGAAAGCGGUGAAGAUGAGGGCGGAGAUGAUGAAGAUGGAGACGAUGGAGUGGAAAAACGUUCCGCUGAAGAAGAUGACAAAGAAGAAGGUGAUGAUGAAGAAGAAGGCGAUGAUGAAGAAGGCGAUGAUGAGGAAGGCGAUGAUGAAGAAGGCGAUGAUGAAGAAGAAGGUGAUGAAGAAGAUGGAAGUGAUGAUGCGGCAGCAGAAACGGAUGAAGAAGGCGAAGAGGAAGAGGAAGGACAUGAAGCGGCAUCAGAUGAGAGCGGAGAAGAUGAAGAUAAAGAAGAAGAAGGGUCAGACGAAAGUGCUGAAGACGAAGGCGGUGAUGAUGAGGGCAAAGUGGAUGAAGAUGUAGUGAAAAAACGUUCUGCAGAAGAAGGCAGUGAUGAAGGAAAAAUUGACGACGAAGAAGAUGAAAGUGAUGAGGGAGAAGGUGAAGAAGAUGAAAGUGAUGAGGGAGAAGGUGAAGAAGCAGAAGAAGAUGAGAAGGGAGAAGAGGAAGAAGAAGGACAUGAAGCGGCAUCUGAUGAGAGCGGAGAAGAUGAGGACAAAGAGGAAGAAGGGUCAGACGAAAGCGCUGAAGACGAAGGCGGAGAUGAUGAGGCUGAAGAGGUUGAAGACGACAAUAAUGAUGGAAUCGAGAAACGUUCUGUUGAAGAUGAUGAACAAGAAGAUGAUGAAAAAGAUGAAGAAGAUAAAGGCAGUGAUGAAGGAGAAAAUGACGAAGAAGAUGAAAGUGAAGAAGAAGAACCAGCAGCAGAAGAGGAUGAAGAAGGCGAAGAGGAAGAAGAAGGGCAUGAGGCGGCAUCAGAUGAGAGCGGAGAAGAUGAAGACAAAGAAGAAGAAGGGUCAGACGAAAGUGCUGAAAACGAAGGCGGAGAUGAUGAAGGCAAAAAGGAUGAAGAUAAAGUGGAAAAACGUUCUGCAGAAGAUGAAGACGACGAAAGCAGCGAAGAAAGUAAGAAAGAUAUUAGUAUUGAUACAGCUGAAAAGGAAGCCGUUGAAACAGGUGAUGAGGCUGGAUCGAACGAAAGCGGAGAAGACGACGAUGAAGAAGAAAAUGACUCUGAUGAGAGUGUGGAAUCAGACGCAUCCGGAGAAGAUGAAGCCGAAGAGGGAGAAAGUAACGAAGGUGAAGAUGAGGAGGCUGAAAAUGGGGACGAGGCCGGGUCAAAUGAAAGCGGAGAAGACGACGAUGAAAAUGAGGCUGCCUCUGACGAAAGCACGGAGACGGCUGCUGAGGGCGAAGACGAAUUUCAAGAGGGAGAAGACGACCAGGAAGAUGAAGAAGAAGAAGCUGACGAAGAGAAAGGCGACGAAGCUGGAUCGAAUGAAAGCGGAGAAGACGACGACGAAAAUGAGGCUGCAUCCGACGAAAGUUUAGAGGAAAAUGAUGCCGGUGAAGAUGAAGCGGUUGCGGGAGAAGAAGAUGAAGGCGAGGCUGAAGCAGCGGAAAAUGGAUCAGAAGCUGGCUCGAACGAAAGUGGAGAGGAUGAUGACGAGAAAGAAGAAGCCUCUGAUGAAAGUGCCGAAACGGAUGAUGGAGACGAGGAUGAAGCUAAAGAAGACGAAACCCAAAUGUUCCAGGAAGGAGAAGACAACGAGGAAGAAGAGGCUGCCGUCGAGAAAGGGGAUGAAGCAGGAUCAAACGAAAGCGGAGAAGACGACGACGACAACGAAGAAGGGUCUGACGAGAGUGCUGAACAAGAAGGCGGUGACGAGAGUGAAACAGAUAAUAGCGAAGACGACAACAACGAAGAAGAAGAAAAAGAAGAAGAAAAAGACGAAGAAGAAGAAAAAGAAGAAGAAAAAGAAGACAAUCAAGAUGAAGAAGGAGAAGAAGGCGAACCUGACAUGCCAGAAAAUGAAGAAGCUAUCGAUAAAAAAGCAACACGAAAGUUCCGAAGGAAGUUUUGGAAAUCACGUAAAAUGAAAAAAUGGUUAUUUUAA
This is a messenger RNA of Acanthosepion pharaonis, 3201 nucleotides long. The record is from the annotation of a GenBank genome assembly. NCBI's taxonomy places the organism in Eukaryota, Metazoa, Mollusca, Cephalopoda, Sepiida, Sepiidae.